AUGUCUACUAUUCGACAAGAACUACUUCAAUCGGCUGUAAAAUUUCUUAAAGAUUCACAAGUUAAAAGUAAACCUCUUCAAAAACGAAUAGCAUUUUUAGAAUAUAAGGGUUUGACAUCAGAUGAGAUUGAAGAAGCGUUAAUAAUAGCCAAUGAUGAAGAUAUAACUAGUGAUGUACAAGAAGUGUUUCUGUCACAACCUAAUAAAACUUCAGUUUCUGAACAAAUAACUUACACUCAAUCUUCAAUUCCAAGAAUUGACUGGAAAGAUUAUGUCAUUGCAGCUGCAUUAGUUGGUGGUAUUGGAUAUGUUAUAGCAUCUAUUGCAAAGAAUUACAUUGUCUCUUUUCUGGGAGCAUUAACGUCCGAUGACCUUGAACACGAAAAACAGUUAUUUUCAGAUCAAUUUACCACCACCACAGCAAGUUUAGAUGUCUUAAAGUUUGAUACGCAAAUUAUCAAAAAAAGCUUAAAAGAACAAUCAUUUGAAGUUAACAAAAUAUUAGAGAUACUGGAUAACGUGUUAAGAGAUUUGAAAUAUUAUGAAGAAAGAAAAGAUAUAGAAUUGGGAAAUUUAAAAGAAGAUAUGGAUUCAAUACGAGAUUUAAUUCCAAAGCUGCUUGAGGAAUCUGAAGAUUCUCAAGAACAAUUGCUUACUAGUCUGCAGCAAGAACUCAAAUUACUAAAAUCACUUGUCAUUCUACGAGCUCUUCCCACACAAACAAACAGUUCGCAAAUAGUUGAAACUUUGGCUUCAUCGUUAUCCAUAAAUACUAAUAUGUCCACAAACUCCGGUGCGAUCUCUAAUCGUUCAUCAAUUCCG
This is a messenger RNA of Cetraspora pellucida, 822 nucleotides long. The record is from the annotation of a GenBank genome assembly. Lineage: Eukaryota; Fungi; Glomeromycota; Glomeromycetes; Diversisporales; Gigasporaceae.